GAUUUCUUGGCAGCAGCACUUUGUUAUUCUCCGCUGCUUCAGUUUGGGGAGAGAGAGAGAGGCUGCAGCCUGCACGGGAUUAUUAUCAGUGUCUGUAGCCCUGGGACCCUCCGAAUUCACUAGUGUUUCCUCUGCUGCAGAGAGAGCCCUUGAAAUAGACUUGAGAAUUUAUUGGAUUGCAAGUGAAGCAGGUGAAGGAAGGACCAAGGUGCCACAGUGAGCAGAAUGAACAUUCGUUAGGACCUUGAUACCUUCCUGCUUCCCUCCGCUACACUGUCAAGGACUCAAGAAUGUACCAAGUGCUGCUCCGUGGAGUUUUUCUCCUAAUCUGCAGUAACCUGUCUUCUGCCCUAGUGUUUCCAAAAGACCUCACGCCUAUUAGGAUCAUUGAGGCAUUAACCACUUCAUCUUAUCCAUGGUUUCGGGGACUGGCCAGCGAUGAUGACACAGCCCACCUAGGACUUGACUUUCAGAAGAUGCUUAAACUGAAUCAAACGUUAUACAUAGCUGCAAGAGACCAUGUUUAUGCUAUUGAUCUGCACAGAACCAAAAAUGCAAUUAUUCCAGAUAAAUAUGUAACAUGGAAAACCCAAGAUAUGGAGAACUGUGCAAUGAGAGGCAAGCAGAGGGACGAGUGUUACAACUAUAUCAAGGUCCUGGUCCCCAAGAAUGACCAAACCCUCAUCGCAUGUGGCACCAACUCAUUCAACCCCAUGUGCAGAAGCUACAAGAUCAAAACUCUUGAGCAGGAAGGAGAAGAGUUUAAUGGUCAGGCCCGUUGUCCUUUUGAUGCAAAACAAGCCAACGUCGCCCUGUUUGCAGAUGGGAAUCUAUACUCUGCAACAAUGGCGGACGUCCAGGCCAGCGACACUGUCAUAUACCGUAGCCUUGGGGAAAAGAGCCCUGUCCUCCGGACCGUUAAGUAUGAUUCCAAGUGGCUGAGAGAACCACAUUUUAUCCAUGCAGUGGAAUACGGAAACUAUGUUUAUUUUUUCUUCCGGGAGAUUUCCAUGGAAUACACCACUAUUGGGAAGGUUACCUUCUCUCGAGUUGGCCGGGUCUGUAAGAACGACAUGGGAGGCUCCCCCAGGGUUCUGGAAAAGUACUGGACCUCCUUCCUGAAAGCUCGUCUCAACUGUUCCGUACCUGGUGACUCCUUCUUUUAUUUCGACGUCCUCCAAUCUGUCAGCGAUAUUCUUACUAUCAACAACCGUCCAUCGGUCAUUGGCGUGUUUGGCACCCAGGCCAACAGUAUCACUGGUUCUGGGGUUUGUGCCUACUACAUGGAUGAUAUUGAGAAGGUUUUCAAUGGGAAGUUUAAGGAACAGAAGACUACAGAAUCUGCAUGGACCCCAAUUCCAGAAGACAAAGUCCCUACUCCAAGGCCUGGGUGCUGUGCCGGAUUUGGAAAAGCAGCUUCCUACAAAUCAUCGAAUGAGUUUCCUGAUGAAACCCUCUCUUUCAUUAAAUCUUAUCCUCUGCUGGACGAGGCGGUGCUCUCCAUCACAGAGACACCUUGGUUCACAAAAACAACCAGCAGGUUUAAGCUGACCCACCUAGCUGCUGACACCUCAGCUGGACCUUACGGGAACUAUACCGUUUUGUUUCUGGGUUCCGAGGACGGGAAGGUCUUAAAGGUCCUCUCCAGUACAACAGAAAACUCAACAGUGGAAACGCUUCUGCUUGAAGAUAUUAAUGUCUACAACCCAGCUAAGUGCAACGUCAAAAAGGAGGACCGGAGGAUUCUGGGAUUGCAGCUGGACCGGGAGAAUCAUGCUUUGUUUGUUGCCUUCUCAAGCUGCAUCAUUAGAGUGCCCUUGAGCCGCUGUGAAUUGUAUGGCACGUGCCGAAGGAGCUGUCUGGCAUCUAGAGAUCCGUACUGUGUUUGGCUAAAAUCCGGAUCCUGUGCCAGCUACCGGAAUGAUAUAAGGAGUAGCUUUGAGCAGGAUAUUGGGCAGUCGAAAAACUGGGGCAACUGCCAAGACGUGGUCACCUCUUCAGGAAACGUCGACAGUGAAGGGGACUCAGCUUAUGGGAAAGCCCCGCCCAGCAGUGACAGCGCCAUUGCCAGUCUCGCCUCCCUUGGGCAUGUGACUCGCCUGGGCUAUUCCCCGCCAGGCGUGACAUCUGACGGUUUUUACCAACUCUCUGCCUGGCACACUCUUAAAACCCAGGGAGUGCGCCAGGAAGUUGGAUCCACUGAAAGUACCAAGAGCGUGCAUUUUACUUUCCUCAUUGGCUGCGUCUUUGUUGCUUUUGUGGUGGGAGCAAUAUUCUCAGGCUUGUUCGUCUCGUGCUACUGUAAUCACAUGUUUCAGAAAAACAAACAUGUAGGAAGAGACCCUGAAUCUAGUCUCCAAAGACCUCUAUCAUUGAGAAGCCUGGCAAAGAUGAAUGGCCUUUUAGAAAGCCAGUCUAAAGAAGGAAGGAUGGAACCUACAUCUCCCAAACUUUAUACCACAUUGCUUCACGGUGACAAAGAGCAAACAACAGAGACAACUAAAGGUGAAACUAAAGAUCACCCUGAACUGUCUGGACUUCCCACUCCAGAAUCCACACCGGAACUGCCAAUGAAGAACUUAAAGGCUUUCAAGAACCAAUGGGAAAGGAACCAGAAUUGCAACAAUGCCAAAGAGAUUCAAGGGAAAAGCCCUGUAUUUCACUUUCCAGUAUCAAACUCCCAGGUGUUUCAGUUUCCAAGUACUCUGAUCCUACCAACGAACAUGCAUGGAUAUGACCAGCCUCUCUCAGGCUAUGGAGACGAUAAGAAAAUACCAAAUUCUGAACGAGCUCUAAUUAGGCAUUCCCAGUGCUAUCUUCCAAAAGGUGUUGAGAUGACUACAUUGGAUGAACUUCUAAAACAUCUUCCAGAAUCUAGUGGGUCACCGAGAAAGAUGUCAGGCAUGAUGGCCAUUAGCCCGCAAGCUGUGAGUCCUCAUUCACCCAUGUCUUUUAUCAACAAGGUUCAGCCUAAAAUCCCUGACACAGAAAGUGCACCUUAUUAUAGCUCUUCCACCCUUCCAAGAGAUAGUCUGCCUCGAAGACUGGACAUCCCACCAGAUGUGACGCCUCAGUCUUGCUUGGAGAAACAAUCAAGAGCCCAGAGACAUUCAUUAUCUUCUGGACAUAAACUAAUGAACAUUGGUCCAGGUGGACCAAUUAUUUCUCGACAACACAGUCUGGGCCAAGGGAAUAGGCAACACCCACCACCACUCCUGACAAGGAUGCAUUCUGCUGGUACACCUGUACCCAUGGAAAGCCACAAUGUCUUUCUGUCUCGCCAACUUAGUUACCAGGAACAAACUCCUAUGUCAAGGAGCAUGGUGAAAAGGACCCUGUCCUUUAGACCAGAUGUGCCAUCCAGUUCAGUGUUUUUGCCAUCCUCACCUGUGAAGGAUGCAGCCCAGUUCAAGUAUUAAUAUCCUUGGUUUGACUUUUCUAUCAGUUGAUGACACCAAGAAAGCUCCUUUGAAAAAUGUGAAACAGAUUGUCUGCACUUUGCAUUGGUGCACUGAAAUUCUCUCACUUGGACUAGAGUUCUUCACUCAUGUUAUCAAGUCAACUCCAGCAAUAUGGCGGUUAUGGAAUUGAAACAGAGAGUAUUUUUAACAACCGUUGGAACUGCCUUGAAGUCCAAGUGACAGCUUAUAACGUGCUGUAGAUGAUUGAUAAUGGAUCGCUGUUAAACCUUUUUUGUGUGUGUGGUGUCAUAGAUUGUAUACAUCUCCAGAGCUGAGGAGGUGGAGAACAGCAGGCCAUUCAGUGGAUGGUUGAACAUUUUAUUUGAUGAGAGCGGUUGAAGAUAAGCAAAAUGGCUGGUGCCCAUGGACAUAAAUUAUCUGUAUCCCUGAGCCGAAGAUUCAAUGGUUUUGAGGCACGUGAAACAAAUGAAGCGCUUUUUGAUUGCUAACGUUGGACACUAUGAAAGGAUACCUCAAGAGGAUUAGAUGAAAUGUAAAUUAAUUUAUAUAUACAUACAUGUGUAUAUAUAUUUAGAUAUAUAUAUAUUUCACACGGUUACUUACUCCAUGUAAAAGGAGAUUAAUAUACCCUACUGUGUAGGGGCAAGAAAUUCACUAUUAAUAUUGCUGACAUUUUAAAGACAUUUAAAGAAUUAUUGAGAUGUUGGUGUCUGAGCUGAACUAUAGUAUGACCCCCAUGGCCCCUUCUAAACACAGCAAUGAAGCUUUCAGGAGCCAAUUAUCUGCAGCGUCCUCCAUGGUUUCACUUUCCCAGCAUUGUUUCUCGUUAAAGCCAUUCUUAACCUCCAGUCACUGGUUGCAAAUGAUACGCACUCACGAUGGUGGCCAUAUAGAAUUGCCAGACUAUAAGCACUGUGUGCUAAAGUGAAUUGGACUGGCACAUGCCACACCUAAUGUUUUGCUUCCCGAGGCAAAGGAAGAUUGAAACGCGUUGGCCGAGAGAUAGCGUCCCUCCCGAUGGGAGGGGCUGGGCAUCCUGCUUAGCUAUACACUUGUCUGAAACCAGUUAGCCCCGAUGGAUAGUCUGUGUACAUGUGUGCCUUAUUUCAAUCUAGUCUUAUGAACAGUGCGAUUGUAGCAGCAAAAUUUGGUGUUCAUUUUGUUCCUGAGUGGCUCUUUAUUUUGCAACGGGUGCUUUUUUCUCACAUCCAUCACACAGCGCUUAUUGACAUGGCUAGAAUUUGCCUUCUCCGUAGCCAGUGCAGACGUGUUCCCAUGUGUUUCCACCAAUAAAAAAUAGAGGCUGUAUUAUUACGCUCAAUGAUUUCUUGAAGACCUCAUGACCUUGAAUUUAAAAGGUCUGGUCUGUAAGGGCUCCCUUAUCCAAAGAACAUUAAAAUUCAACCCCUUUAUAAUAUAUAUUGUGCACAUGAAAAGGUCGGCAGUUGUACCCCAUUUGAAGAUAAGGUAACAAUGACGUUAGAUGGCACCCUGUUGGUAUCCCCUCUUGGCCAAAGUAGGACAUGUGUGGAUUGACUGGUCUAGCUUAUAUAAUCAUUAUAGGUGAGACUUUCUUCCCCUUGGGCUGUCUGAAACUAGCCAAUUGGGGCCCGCACUAAAGGGUAAAAUUUGGGGGUAAAUAAACACUUUCUUUCCUACAAAAACAUUGACACGAGCUAAAGGACAGUUGGGAUUUAGGGGCAAUGUUUACCUGCUGACAAAGCUUAAUGCAACUUUUUCAUAUAUUUGUAACUGUUAUUACAAGCCGAGGGGGCACUUAUCAACUGUUUGUAUACAGAGGGCACUUGAACCUUGAAAUGAACCUUUGAACGUAUCCAACGUUAAAGAUGAACUCUAAAUCAACUUCAUAUAAUGUAGACAGUAGCAAUCAAAGUCAUGUGUUUUCCAAGGGCCAGUAACACCUGACAAAGAUUUACGGUCUCUAUUUUUUAUUAAUUUCUACAAAGAGUGUCAACUUUUAUUAAAGUACUUUAUUGUUCUGUGAGUGUUUCCAGA
Molecule: messenger RNA, 5438 nt
Organism: Xenopus laevis (African clawed frog)
Lineage: Eukaryota; Metazoa; Chordata; Amphibia; Anura; Pipidae
Gene: sema6c.S
Product: semaphorin 6C S homeolog
Exons: 20
Coding region: 291-3419 (1042 amino acids)
Biological process (GO): positive regulation of cell migration; neural crest cell migration; negative chemotaxis
Cellular component (GO): plasma membrane
Molecular function (GO): semaphorin receptor binding; chemorepellent activity
Source: RefSeq, a predicted model, not a curated record